CGGGAGGUGGCGGCCAUGGCGAGCUGGGCCCGGGGCCCAGGCCCGGGGGGCGCCGCCGCCGCCGCCGCCGCCGCCGCGGACACGGACACGGACACGCUCCUGGACGGCGAGAACCAGCGCCUGACUGACGGGCUGGCGGCCAAGGUCACGCGCCUCAAGGCCCUGGCCUUGGACAUGGACCGGGACGCAGAGGAGCAGAACCGCUACCUGGACGGCAUGGACUCGGACUUCUCGAGCGUGAGCAGCCUGCUGACCGGGAGCGUGAAGCGAUUCUCCAGCAUGACCCGCUCGGGCCGGGACAACCGGCGGCUGCUCCUCUGCGUGUCCGUGGGACUUAUCAUCCUGUUCUUCUUCCUUUCCUACCUGGUGUCGAAAGCACGGACAUGAGUGGGUCCCGCUCCCGGUGACUCCCGGGCUGCUACCUGGUGGAGGGAUGACCGCGUGCAGCAGGGAGGCCCCGUUCCCAGAUAGUAUUUUUGUAUCAGCUUCGUUUCUGAGUGUCUCUCCCUUCCCUCGUUGUCGAGAAUAAAAAAGGGAUAAGCCGGUCAAAACCAGCCAGCC
Molecule: messenger RNA, 561 nt
Organism: Vombatus ursinus (common wombat)
Lineage: Eukaryota; Metazoa; Chordata; Mammalia; Diprotodontia; Vombatidae
Gene: BET1L
Product: Bet1 golgi vesicular membrane trafficking protein like
Exons: 4
Coding region: 16-387 (123 amino acids)
Biological process (GO): retrograde transport, endosome to Golgi; regulation of retrograde vesicle-mediated transport, Golgi to ER
Cellular component (GO): SNARE complex; Golgi trans cisterna
Molecular function (GO): SNAP receptor activity
Source: RefSeq, a predicted model, not a curated record